UGGAGAAAAGAAAGCCCUCAAUGGGAAGCAAUGAAUAUAUGCCCUUUUAUCAUCAUGAAAGUAAAAGUGGAAAGAGGGUUGAGAAAGAAAGCAAAAGAGACUGAAACAGACGUUAAGAGAGGAUGUUAAAAAGCUUGAUGUUGUCUCAAUUUAUAUAUAUAGUUGUGGUGGUGAAGUGUUUUCAGAUUAAGUACUUCUCCAAUUCUCAGUCCCUUUCUCACCAUAUAGACAUCAAUGCCAACUUCCUCUUUUCUCUUCCCCCUACUCUUCCUUUUAGCCUCAAUCUCAAUUACAAAUGGGGCUCAACUCAUUCUAGUAAACAACUGCAAUGAAAGUAUAUGGCCUGGUAUACUUGGCACAGCAGGCCUAGCCACUCCUCAAAGUGGCGGUUUCCACCUCGGCAGUGGCCAAGAACUAGUUCUUGAUGUGCCUGAGAAGUGGUCAGGAAGGAUAUGGGGCAGGCAGGGCUGUCAAUUUGACAAUGAUGGAAAAGGCAAUUGUGAGACCGGCGAUUGUUUUGGCCAAUUACAUUGUCAGGGGAAAGGGGGUGUGCCUCCAGCAACCGUUGUUGAAAUGACACUCGGAUCAUCAACUUCACCCCUGCAUUUCUAUGAUGUGAGCUUGGUUGAUGGAUUUAAUCUGCCUGUGUCAAUGAAACCGGUCGGGGGUGGAAUAGGCUGUGGUGUUGCCUCAUGUGAGGUUGAUUUGAACGUUUGCUGCCCAUCAGCAUUGGAAGUGAGGAGAGGAGGCAGGGUUGUGGGGUGUAAGAGUGCCUGCUUGGCUAUGCAAUCUGCUAGGUAUUGCUGCACAGGAAGCUAUGCAAAUCCAAACACUUGCAAGCCAACCCUUUUUGCGCAUCUGUUUAAGGCCAUAUGUCCCAAGGCCUAUAGCUAUGCUUUUGAUGACUCUUCCAGCCUUAACAAAUGCAGGGCUUCGCGGUACGUCAUCACUUUCUGCCCUGCCCAAUGAGCAAUGGCUGAAGGAGAUUUUAGACAUUGUCAAAUAUAUUGUUCUGCAAUGAAGCCAAUGGCUUUUGUAGUACUAUUCUAUACUUAAAAGUGAGGUUCUUCUGUUUUUUUUU
Messenger RNA from Prunus dulcis (almond), 1081 nucleotides. Its product is annotated as thaumatin-like protein. The transcript has 2 exons. Gene Ontology annotation, biological process: defense response. The coding region runs from base 235 to 969 and encodes 244 amino acids. The record is from RefSeq and is a predicted model, not a curated record. Gene Ontology annotation, cellular component: extracellular region. NCBI's taxonomy places the organism in Eukaryota, Viridiplantae, Streptophyta, Magnoliopsida, Rosales, Rosaceae.